GGGGAGGAGUGGUGGUGUAGUGGUAACACCCGCCAACCUACUCUCUCGCUGGCGUUUGCCGAUUGAGAGGAUGUUGGUUCGACUCACCUGUUGGGAGGUCGCGGUUCUCCAAAGUCUCAAGAGGCACGUGUUUAUGCGUCGGGCCAACAAGCCGAGGAGCCGGUCUCAUGAUCACUUGAUCACCAACUUCUCCACUACCGAUUACAUUGAGUAUAGAAAAGGUUCAUAUCAUAUGACUAAAAUCAUGUGGAACUUGAGUAUAGAAACAUGUAUGAUAAUAUGCCUUGGGCCUCGCCCCUUCCCCUUGGCGCCCUAACGGGCAGCCUCUAUGGGAAGUAAAAUAUCGAGAAUUAC
Cantharellus anzutake is the source of this 354-nucleotide messenger RNA. RefSeq lists its product as uncharacterized. NCBI's taxonomy places the organism in Eukaryota, Fungi, Basidiomycota, Agaricomycetes, Cantharellales, Hydnaceae. The record is from RefSeq and is a predicted model, not a curated record. The coding region runs from base 71 to 316 and encodes 81 amino acids. The transcript is spliced from 2 exons.